This is a messenger RNA of Acanthopagrus latus (yellowfin seabream), 7709 nucleotides long. It is a transcript of the gene znf292a, whose product is annotated as zinc finger protein 292a. The record is from RefSeq and is a predicted model, not a curated record. The transcript is spliced from 8 exons. Lineage: Eukaryota; Metazoa; Chordata; Actinopteri; Spariformes; Sparidae. Gene Ontology annotation, molecular function: DNA binding; DNA-binding transcription factor activity, RNA polymerase II-specific. The coding region runs from base 127 to 7278 and encodes 2383 amino acids. Gene Ontology annotation, biological process: regulation of transcription by RNA polymerase II. Gene Ontology annotation, cellular component: nucleus.
GUGUGUGUGUGUGUGUGUGUGGGGAGCACACGGUGUGCUCACCCUUCCCCACCCCCCUGCGUGCGCGUGCGGGUGCGAGUCUGGCAGCGUAACAUCUGUGCGUACGCGGUCGUGAUUGUUGUGAAGAUGGCGGAGGGGGAGACAGAGAAGGAAUAUGACACACGGAAAGCUAUCGAGGAGCUCCGAGAGCGGUUCCAGGGUUUGACCACAGCUUUGAAAGAGAGCUCGCAGUCUCCGCUGGAAGCCUCGCUGCAUUUCUGCCAGGAGUUUUGCCAGGUCCUCGUGGAACAUGCUGGCCGUUGGAAAACUGACGAGGAUCCACUGCCUUUGCUGGAGGUCUACACUGUGGCCAUCCUCAGCUUUGCUAAGGCCGCCUCCUGUCUCUCCUCCGAAUGUGAAAACGCGCCACUCCUACUUGAAAAGUUAGCACUGAGCUGUGCGGAGCUGCUGCUCUUACUGCCCCAGCAUGUCCCUGGUGCCUUAUGGGAGGAGUUUCAGUCCUCCAUGAAGUUGGCACACAGCCUUUUGCAAGAAAGUGGGAGCACACAGCUUUGCCUGCUCUCAGUUCUGGCACAGGAGGACGGCGUUUGGUCCAACACCACACUAAGCAGCAUCAUGUCCAAUCAAAUCCCACAAACUGAGCAAGUUCACGAGUUUCUUGAGUUGGAAGGUCCCACACUUCUGAACAUGAGAAUAAAGCACCUAAUCAAAGUGGACAAUGUCGAUAAAGCUGCUGUCCUUGCAAAGAUAUGCUCAGAGUAUCCGGGAUAUGAAGGAAAAGGAAACUUCAAACAGACCUACUUGGUUUGCAUCUGCAUGACAAAAAGUCAGGAGCAGCUAAUGGAAGAGAUUGCAUCUAUAGACUGUAAAGAUGCUCUCGAAAUGAUCUGCAACCUUGAGUCGGAGGGAGAUGAGAAAGGAGCUUUCUCCAUGUGCUCUGCCUUUCUCAAGCGACAGCUUCUCCAAGGAGAUGUUUAUUGUGCCUGGGAACUCACACUGUUCUGGAGUAAGCUACUCAUGCGCUUAGAGUCGUCAGCGGAUGCAUUUCUUGGACACAGCAAAGAGAUGGCUCUUCUCUGUAGAAGCGUCUGUCAUAUUCUGUUUCUAAUCAAAGUAAUCCAAAAUGAGGUUGGAGAGGUGGGGCUUCCAGUGUGCGUGGAAAUGUGCAUUCAAGCUUUGAAAAUGACCUCCAGUGACCACAAGGAUAGCAAGUCUACCAUCUGCAAGACUAUUUCCUGCCUCUUGCCAACUGAUCUAGAGGUUAAGCGUGCAUGCCAGCUCACAGAGUUCCUCCUCCAGCCUACCAUUGACUCGUAUUAUGCUGUGGAGUCACUGUACAACGAACCUGACCAAAAGCCUGAGGAGGACGGAAGUCUACCAGUGCCCAAUUCUUUACGGUGUGAGUUACUGCUGGCCUUGAAGACACAGUGGCCUUUUGAUCCAGAGUUCUGGGACUGGAAAACACUGAAACGCAACUGCUUGGCACUGAUGGGCGAAGAGGCAGCUAUUGUGUCAUCUAUUGACACACUCAAUGACACAGACGAACAGGAGGUGGAAAGUGCACUUGGCAAACUCCCUGAAUACAGAGACCUGGAGGAUUUUCUGUUAACCACUACAAAUGAACUCAAUGAAAUCACGGAUGAAAGAGAAAAAAACAGAGAGGCUAAAAAACUUCGGGAGCAAGGUUUUGUGUCUGCCCGGUUCAGAAAUUGGCGAGCCUACAUGCAGUAUUGUGUUUUGUGCGACAAGGAGUUCCUGGGUCAUAGAAUAGUUCGCCAUGCACAGAAGCAUUUCAAAGAUGGAGUGUAUCUUUGUCCUAUUUGUGCUGACAGUUUUGAAAGUAGGGAGGUUUUAGAGCCACAUGUAGCAUCACAUGUAAAGCAAUCUUGCAAAGAGAGACUAGCUGCAAUGAAAGCUGCCAGGAAGGUAACCAAACCACCUCAGUCACCUAAAAGUCCAUCAAAGAAUACAAAAGUUGCUGCCAAGAUGAGCAUGAGUCCUGUUAAGAUUGAACCCCAAAUUGGUGACCAGUUGGCAUCUCCUGUUAAGAUAGAGCAAACUACAUCUGACACACACAUAAGUCAAGACUGUUUCUGUCCUGUCAAAAACUGUUCCAAGGCUUUCAAGUUUUUCCGAAACCUCAUGGCUCAUGUCAGAUCUCAUAAGGACGACGAAGAGGCCAUGAGGUUUUUAGAGAUACAAAAGCAGAAGGUAGUGUGUCAGUAUUGCAGACGGCAGUUUGUUAACGUAAGACAUCUUAAUGAUCAUUUGCAGAUGCAUUGUGGCAGCAAACCAUACAUCUGCAUACAGUUGGAUUGCAAGGCCAACUUUAACUCCAAUUCUGAGCUUCUCAUGCAUAGAAAAACACAUCCUGAAUUUAAGGCCCAGUGCAUGUUCCCUAACUGUGGCCAAGUUUUUAGUGAGGCCUACUUGUUGUAUGAUCACGAGGCUCAGCAUUACCUUACCUACACCUGCCAAACUGAUAAUUGCGGCAAAAUAUUCUACUCACAGUCUCAAUUCCUGUCUCACCAAGAGAAUCAUAGUACAAAUGUUGCAGCAAAGAGUUUGCCCAUCACUAACCAAAACCCUCCUCUCACUCCAAAAGUACAACCACCAGUGGAGGGCACCCCGAGCCUCGAAAUGAUUAAUACAGAUGUAUAUAUGAAUGAGCCGUCUAAGGCGGACACAUCACCAAGCACAUUAGAAGAAAUUGCUAAAGAUGUAGGUCCUGUGAGAGUGAAACACUCGAUUGAAAGCAUGCUGAACUCUGCAGGAGAGCUUGAAAUAGAAGAACCAGAGCAAUGCUUUACUCCUCUCACAAGCCCCACUCCAGCACCAGCUGAUGUGACACCAGCACCUGAGGCUCCUCACGCGCCCCCAAAUGUGGUCGGGCAAGGUGAAAUCCCUCCAGUAUAUCCUGUACCCAUUGCCACAAAUCCUGUGGCAGGACAACAGGGAGAGGUUCUUGAUAACGUCCAUGGCAACAAAGCUCCUAAAGCAAUCACACAAAUAAUUUCUCCAAGUCAAAUCAAGACAGAAAUUCCCUCUUCAAUGCAAGGAUAUCCUUCCAGCACGCCUACUGUAACUGCUGGAAAUGAAGAGAAUCUGCAUUGCUGCCCAUAUAGUGACUGUACCAGGGCGUACAGUACAAACAAAAGUCUGUCUAGGCAUGUGAAGAAGCAACACCCUGAAAUAUUUGAAGACUGGAAAUUGGCAAAGAAAUAUAACAAAGUGGCCAAAAUUACAGCAAAAAAGGCACCAAGUGGGCCAGCUUCACCCAGUCAGUCUCAGAACAUGUGGAACAGGCAGUCAAAUCAGCCUGGGGUACUAUGCAACAAACAGGGGAUGCAGCAAAUGGAUUACCAAACGGGAUGCUCGACCUCACCUGCCCAAUGUUAUCCUGGAUCAAUGGAGCCCGUGCCUAUCACGCCAAUGGUGAACCCCACACACUACCCUUCAUGGGGAAGCCCAAAUAAUCCCAGUGGAAUGAUGCAGUCAGACAUGUCCCAGUCAUGGUCUGCACCUCCAGUGAAUAACUGCUAUCCAGAUGCCUUCAACAUGAAUGAGUACCCAUCUCGCAGCUAUCCUCAGUGGCAGGCAGACCCUUAUCAGACCACGCCGUCAGUCCCAUCUGACAGAGACCAUUCGAUGGUAGCUGUGCAUGGUCCCACUACAUCACACGCUCCUUCAGAUUCAAGUUUGAUGUCCCAAUAUGUGUCAAGCUCUCUGAUGCUUGACAACGGAGGGCAAAUACAUAAUGGAGGGCAUCAGUAUGGAUUAAUGCAUCCAGAGGGCAGUGGAGAUGGUGUGGAUGUGAGAAAAAUUAGUCCAAGUAUGACAAGUCAGUUGGAUAAUGGAAACAGUCUCUCAACAAUUGACAGCCUCCCUGAAGGAGGUUAUCACACGCCAUAUGAUCAGCCAGAAAACUCCUGUCAUACUCAAGGCUCAUCAGUUGAUAUUCCCAUUAAAUGUCUGAGCCCAGAAGCCCAGAUUGCAUUAAAACCCUCACAUGAUGUAAUUAAAAGAGAGAAUAUGUCCACUCCUGGGUAUGAGCCGAUGGACAACUCUGUUGAUGAAAUGCUCAGUCCACCAAGUGUCACUCAGACAGACUUUCCUUUCGAAGAGGGCUGUCCGAAUGCUGACUGUGAGGCUGAUGCCAUAGAGGAAAAAGCGGGUGACCCUGACAUGCAGAAAGGAAAACGCAGCAGGCUGAGCAAGCGAACCAAAUGGCCAGCCAUCAUUAAAGAUGGCAAGGUCAUCUGCAGGAGAUGCUUCAGAGAGUUCACAAGCACCAAGUCUCUUGGGGGUCAUUUGUCCAAACGCUCACAGUGCAGGCCUGUAGAUGAAAUAGAUCUAACGGCCGAUCUGCCAACGUCUUUUCUUGAUUUUCUCAACGACCCCCAUGUCCCUGACACUAACGGAGGAGUAUUCAACAUGUCAAAUGGUGAUUUCUCACAGGAAUCUUGUAGCUUGACCACUUUGACUUCACCAAUGGUGUUGAAACAAGAGCCCCAAAAUACAAAUAUAAUGGACUUUUCAAACUCAAUGUCCAUUACCCCUGAAAACCAGCAAGACAAGACAGUAGAGCUGGCUAAUCCAGCCCUCGCUGUACCUUAUCAGGAGGAUCACUUGAUGGAAAUCUCACAUGCCUUUCAAAGGCUUGAUUUGAUUGAGGCUGCACAAGAGAAGAUGCGGAGUGCUCUUUCAUUAGAACAAAAUGUCAGUCAUUGUGAUAAAGCCCCUGAGAUUGAAAAAAGUAAAUUACUGAGUAAAAGUGAUGACAAGCCCUCUGAAAAGGUACCCAAACCUUUUAAAUGUGACCAGGAUGACUGUGAAUACUCAUUCAUGACAAAGGAGGCAUUAUUCAGACACUUGACUAAAAUGCACGAUUACACUAAUGAGAUGAUAGAAGAACUUAAAAGAACCCCAUCCAAACUGUCUCCAUAUCCUUGUCAGAUAUGCCCCAAAACAUUCACAAGAACGACAGGUUUGAGAAUUCACUAUGAAAAAGUGCAUCGGUUGUCCAAGGCAGAGAUUCAGAAGCUAAAGAUAAGUGCUCGAAACAGGCGUGCAUUUAGGCUUAACAAAGAUAGCAUGCCUAUUAGUCGUGCACCCACUGAUGCCAACAGCAGUCACACAACACCAUCUGCCUUGGUGUUACCUUGUAUAAAACAAGAACCGCUUGACAUUGCAAUUGCACCUCAAACAGACAAUGAGAACAAUCCCGAGGUGCCUCAGAUCACCUCGCCAGGAGAUUCAGUUACACAGGGCUUCAUUCCUGACGCAUCAACUGUUACACAACUACCAUCACCUCCCAGCUAUUUGACUGAUAGGUCAUUCGGUGAGUUGGCACCAUCAGAUCAUGUGAAAACCCCAGAGCGACCUAAAGUGGCUAUUGUAAACAAGAGUCCAGAUGUGAAACACAAAUCCAGAAAUAAAAAAACAGAAAUGCAAGAGAAUCUCAGUGCGGUUGGCAAAGCAGUAGAGCAGCAAGGACGAUCAGAUGCAUCAUUAAGCAAAGUCAAAGAGCCAAUGUCCAGCCCCGCUUCUGCAUCUGCAUCUGCUUCUGCUUCUGCUUCAUCCUCCCCAGAGAAACCUAGCAGCUCCAAAAACACACCGACAAAGGAUGAGCUCCAUAAGAAAGACAAAUCUCAGAAAAGGUUGAGUCUCAAAAUGUGUGAAACGGAUGCCUACAGUCCAUAUAGACCAUAUCGCUGUGUUCAUGAAGGAUGCACUGCCGCAUUCACCAUCCAACACAAUCUGAUCCUUCAUUACAGGGCCAUGCAUCAGGCAGCCCUGCCCCCCAGUAAACCUGAACCUGAGCCCGAUAAGACUCCUGUUAAACCUGUACAGGAGAGCAUUGAGAUUAUAAGCAAAGAUCAUGAGGUCAGGUGUCAAGUGAAAGACUGUUCAAGGGUAUUCAUGGGAAUCACAAGGUUAGUGCAGCAUUACCUCUUACUUCACAAGUUUAGCCGUGACAAAGCCACAGCGAUGAUGGCCAGUAUGACCAUAGGGACUUUCAACUGUGAUCGGCCAGAGUGCGCGCUCCCCUUCAACAAUGUGGAAAAGUACAUCGAGCACAUUAAGAAUUUCCACAAGGAAAUCGCCAUCUCUGAGAGCGGCUCAGUUGAUACAACGUUUAAGUGUGAGUAUGAGGGAUGUGACCGCGUUUACACUACGAAAUCGAACCUCCUGCGUCACCUGAUAAAAAAGCACGAAUACGUUUAUGACCCUAAAACAAGUGACGGAAGACGGACUAAAUCAGUAGGGCUCUUCGUGUCUGUUAGCAAUGGGAAAGAGAAUAUGGAAAGUAAAUUCAAAAUGAAGAAGAAAAACACUAAAAAGAAAGAUGGAAAAGCCAUUGAGCACUGGACUAGUUUUGGAAAGCCUACACUAAAGUCCCACGAGGAGGCGUCAGCCAUGUGCACGAAAAAGUACACCCUGCAGUACCCAUGCAUGAUAAUAGGCUGUGAUGCAGUGGAGCGGGCUGAGAGAAGUAUAUUUAAGCAUUACACCACUCAUGGCCUCACAGAAAGAUACAUUGAAGACCAGAGGAGCCAGUUCAUUUUCUGCAAAAAGUACCCGCGUGCCAGGUUCAAAGAUUCAAACAAGUCAGAGGGGGCGUCAAGCUCAUCUUCUGAGGAGACCGAGCCAGAAGACGGCGAAAAGCCCAGUGACCAGAAAACAGACGAGCUGGAGGAUCGAAUAGGUCAGGAAGACAGCAAACUGUCCUAUGACGAUAGUGCAGAAUCUCAAGCUUCCACUGGGACAGAAGGGGGGACAAAAAGAGGCCGUCCCAGAAAACCUGCACAGCCUACACCAGCUUGUCCAGAGAGGAUGCAGACCCUUAGGAAUCGUACGACUGUUAACAGUUCCAGAGAGAACUCAAAUCCUGGUACACCAACAGCCCAAGAACAACGUGACGACGGGGUUACGUCAGGGUCUUUCAAGCCUUUAGGACUUGAGGACUCUUUUCUUAAGUUCUUGGAAACCUCAGAGUCUACACAGACUUCCAAGCGCAAAUUAAAUGACAAAUCUAGUGCUGAACUGCCAUCCAAAAGACAACAAACUCACAAACAGAGAUCUGCAAUGAAAAGCAAAAUAACUGGUUGUGAAAAUCUGGUAGACUUCAGAAAUCCCCUGAAUCUAAAAUCAGCAAACAAUGUCAAGAUUGUCAUUGAUAAAACAUUUUCAGACGGUGCUGAUCUUUUGCUAAAGCAGCUACAAGACAUGAGGCCCAUAGUCAUUAUAAAAAAGUGGCUUUAUAGCGGAUCAUAGCCCACUAUUUUGUGUUCAACUCAAUCUCACUCAGGAUUUGAGAAGUUAUGCUGCAGAAUGGUUUGUUUGUUAAUGCAUCAGAUUUCCAACUGAUAACAGUCCUGGUCACAGUUAACGAUGAUAUGGCCUAUUUUGUACUUAAUGAAAUAUUGUCUUGGAUGAUUUUAAGUAUGUAUGUUAGCUAUAAUAACCAGGUAAUCUAUAGGGCAUAGAUUUUAGAAACAUGUUUGUAUUUAUGCUUAGUACUGAAGAUGUUUUUUUUUCUUUUGCUAAAUGGAGACUUUUAAAGAAAAACAAUGUUUUUAUAUAUCCCUAUGGGAUUUCAAGUUCUGUUUGUAUUUAUUUCAUCCUUUUUCAACACUAGUAGACCUAUCUGUAAUAUUUACAUGUCUUCCACAAAGUGUUCAAUAAAAUGAUACUGGUUUUUGUAA